CAUAAUCACCAUUUUGUAUGUGUUUUCCUCUUUAUUCUCUGUGAGACUUUAACUACAAUAAAUUAAUUCGUAAUUUAUUAAUUCAUAAUUAGGGAUAACUAGCUUUUCAGCUUUUUAAACGUACAAGUACUGUAAUAUAAAUUGUGUCUUCAUCUCUUUUCAUCGUUUUAUGUGAUAUUUAAGAUUGCAGUUCGUUUACACGCACUUUUAUAACAUAAAUAUACUUCCACAUUAUUCUUCAUUCAUCGAUAACAAUAAAAUUAUUUCAUCUUUUAUCAGACUUUAUUUCGACGAAAGUAGUUACUUAAGUAAUGAGAUUUCCGUUAAUGAGAUUGGAUUAAAUAUUAGCGUUAAUUUUAUACUUUUAUGAACAUCAAAUUUAAAAUGUUUGAAAAUGGCGGGUUAGUUAAAUUAAAUAUCCGAUGGCGCUAGUGGUAUAAAUAAGUGUAUUAUAUAUACCUAAUUUUUUGAAGUGAGAGUUUAAUAUUAUAAUUUAUGUAUAAUUUAUGUAUAUUACGAGAUAAAUAUUGCAAUUGAAGCAAGAAAUGCUUUGCGUCAUUAUAUUGCAAAUAAUCGUCAAUAUGGAUUCUUUGGUAAUCAUUAGUAAACGGUAUUUUACGUAUCAAUUCGUUUAGACGUAAGUUAUUCAAUAUGAAUAUUGAUAGUUUAUAUUAAUUGUUUAUAUGUGCUUAUAAAUAAACGUUACUAUGAUGAAACUCUCAUAAAUUACUUUUAUAUAAAAAUUUAUUGCAAUUAAUUGUUGUGUUUGAAAUAUAUUGCUCUUUACACUACCUGAAAACAUUAUGGAUAUAGUAAUAAAGCUAAAUGAGCAAACAAUAGGCAGAGACAGAAUUAUCAGAUUGCUACAAUAUGGAAGCAGAGCUUAUUGGUAUUAUGGUCAGAAUAUUCGUAGUACACAACAUUCUGCAGAAGUCUUAAGAAGUUUAGAAUAUACAUUUAGUUCCUUUAGAAAAUUGUUACGUCUAGGGAGAUGUUUGGACAGUUUAUAUUCUGCUUUAAAAAUGAUGAAAUAUCCAGAUCUAACUAUAAGAGCUAUUUUGACGCUAUCAAAAAUUGCCAAUGCUCUAUUCUUAUUAACAGAUCAUAUAAUUUGGGUCGGCCGUGUGGGAUUAUAUAGGGUUAAUAUUGAAAAAUGGAGCAAAAUAUCUAAUAAGUAUUGGUUAAUGGGUAUUAUAAUGAAUCUAAUAAGAGAUAUUUAUGAAAUCAUAAAAAUUUUUAAACAUAAAAAAGAGAGUGUAUUAAUGAGGACAUCAAAGUUCUCAUAUCAUUUAUGGAAUCAAUGUAAAUUACUCUAUCAUUUAAGAAAUCACAAAGAUGUUGUAAUGGAUACAAUUAAAAAUGGAUGUGAUUUGUGUAUUCCUCUAACAGCACUAGGUUUUACCAAAUUUACCCCUGGAACAAUUGGUAUACUUGGUGUGGUAUCUUCAAUUGUAAGUCUGUAUACAUUAACUUAUCCUCUGUAUAAAUUAAGACCAACUUAAAAUUAAUUGACAUAAUUAUUUGUUAUGUACAUGAAUAUGAUUACAAAGCAUUUACUCAAAUUAAAGGAAGUAUAUCAUAAAAAUUAAAUUAAUAUUUUUUUAUGGAUUUUCAUGAUUUUUAUACAUAUUUGAUAUAUAUUUUUACUAUGUAUCUAAAAAACUAUAUGUUACUACACUGUGAUACUUAAAUAACUAUUUUGUGACCAAUUUUU
Bombus pyrosoma is the source of this 1714-nucleotide messenger RNA. RefSeq names its product ADP-ribosylation factor-like protein 6-interacting protein 1. Bases 804 to 1502 code for a protein of 232 amino acids. The transcript is spliced from 3 exons. Gene Ontology annotation, cellular component: peroxisomal membrane. The record is from RefSeq and is a predicted model, not a curated record. Gene Ontology annotation, biological process: regulation of peroxisome size; peroxisome fission. Lineage: Eukaryota; Metazoa; Arthropoda; Insecta; Hymenoptera; Apidae.